This is a messenger RNA of Heterobasidion irregulare TC 32-1, 891 nucleotides long. RefSeq lists its product as uncharacterized. The coding region runs from base 1 to 891 and encodes 296 amino acids. The record is from RefSeq and is a predicted model, not a curated record. The transcript is spliced from 4 exons. NCBI's taxonomy places the organism in Eukaryota, Fungi, Basidiomycota, Agaricomycetes, Russulales, Bondarzewiaceae.
AUGUCCAAGCGACCAAUAGUGUCCUACGACGACAUUGUCCCUACAAACUCCCCGCAUGCAGGCCCAUCGGUAACACCGCAGCAACAAGAAAGGUCUUCAGCUGGGCCAUAUCCUAAGAAGAGGAAGCGGUCUAAUCCGCGCAAUGGCCGCCAAUACGGAAGGGGCGCAGAGCCUCAGCGUCAUGUCCAGCAUUGGGACGAUCCAGGGAGCGCCGUGCAGCCGAUGCCAUACGACGAUGAAUCAUCUAUAUCCAUGACCACUCAAGUCAUACUUGAGCCGGAGGACGAGGGACAGGAAGAAGCGAAUGAAGAAGAGGAAGGAGAGGAGAGCAGGGAGUUGACACACGACGAGAUCUGGGAUGAUUCGGCGUUGAUCGAGGCAUGGGAGUCAGCGGCAGCAGAAUACGAAGCAUUCCAUGGCACGGAUCAGUCGUGGAAAAAUGAACCGGUGAAAAAAUCUCCUCUAUGGUAUAAUAUCCCACCGCCCCCCUCAAAGCUUAAAAAAUCCCCUCAGAAGUCAGAGACCAACGUCGCUCCAGGAGUGGAUGCCGAUGACUCGCAACCCAUCAACUUUGAGGGCUUUGUUCCCCAUCAUGACGCGUCGCUGACCUCUUCCUCUGCGAUCAUACCACGCGUCCCCAGCAUUGAUGGUCAUCAAUUAGCGACAGCGCCUGAAGGUUUCGUGAGCCAAGACGAGGCGUUUAACCGUGCGCUAGGUGCAAUGUACUGGGCAGGCUAUUGGACUGCCGUCUAUCAUGGCCAUAAGAAGCAGCCAGGAGCAUCAGCUCCUUCCAAUGAAGGUGAGGAAGAGGACAAAGAUCAAGAACCGGGCGAAGCAGACGACGUAGACGACGCGACUGUUGAAGAGGAAUUGAUCUCGACGCAACGAUAG